AUGUCUGACGAAAGGCAUAAUAUCUUUAAAGAAACUUAUAGUACUGCUCUAUCAUUUUCUGGUGAAUUAAAUUCACAACGUUUUUAUAAUAAAUUGGAUGGAUUGAUAACUUUUAGUGAAUACGCAGAAAAAUGUAAGCCAACAAAUGUCUCUAACUGGCGUAACGGAGUUAAAGACACCUGCGCUAAACUUUUAUAUUAUUUAAAAACUAAUGAAAUUUUAUAUAUACCAGAUGCCGAGUAUGACAUGUGCCCACUUUUAAAUUACUGGGUAUAUAGCCAAUUAAAUAAGAUUUAUUCUGAUGAUUCUAAAUAUAUUAUACUAACAUAUUCGGAUAUUGUGCUUAUAUGGAAUAGUUUUAUUCAAGAUGAUUUAAAACAUUUGGAAAAUAAAAUAUGUAAACCUAUUAGUAAUAUUGGUAUUUAUGAUUGGGAAAAAAGAAAGGAAUUGUACGAAUACUAUGUAGAUUAUUAUCCAAUUGAACAGUCUCUUGAACGCCAUCCUCAAAGACACAAUGAAUUCUGUCAAUAUGUAGAAAGUAAAAAGGUACUCUAUGAACAUUUUAAGCAACCGUGUGCUUCAAAAAAUGAAAGUAGGUGCCCCCAAUUUUAUGCUGAAUGUAAAAAAUACGAUCCAGACGAAGUACUACCUACUCUUAAAUGUAAACAAUAUAAAAUAAAUGAAGGAGAUGUCGCUGCGCCUACUGUUCCACAAAGAGAAAACACACUUCCAAAUGGAGAAACUGAAUCAAGAGAAAUGUCAGCUGGAAUUGGUCUUGCCGGUAUUCCGAAUUUAAGUGGAAAAUCUCACACUAUAACGAAGGUUGGUGAUAUUCUUCUUGGAGUUGUUGCAACUUCUAUGGCAUCUGGCGUUUUAUAUAAAGUAAAUAUAAAUUCAGUGAUACAAAUCAAUUACAUAAUAUUGUUAAUAUCUUUCAUUACAUCUCCAUAA
Messenger RNA from Plasmodium cynomolgi strain B, 951 nucleotides. Its product is annotated as CYIR protein. Lineage: Eukaryota; Apicomplexa; Aconoidasida; Haemosporida; Plasmodiidae. Bases 1 to 951 code for a protein of 316 amino acids. The transcript has 2 exons. The record is from RefSeq and is a predicted model, not a curated record.